Messenger RNA from Uloborus diversus, 2942 nucleotides. RefSeq names its product atrial natriuretic peptide receptor 1-like. NCBI's taxonomy places the organism in Eukaryota, Metazoa, Arthropoda, Arachnida, Araneae, Uloboridae. The coding region runs from base 1 to 2565 and encodes 854 amino acids. Gene Ontology annotation, cellular component: membrane. The record is from RefSeq and is a predicted model, not a curated record. Gene Ontology annotation, biological process: receptor guanylyl cyclase signaling pathway; protein phosphorylation; intracellular signal transduction. The transcript is spliced from 22 exons. Gene Ontology annotation, molecular function: peptide receptor activity; protein kinase activity; ATP binding.
AUGAGUACCGAGAGAAUAAUCGUCAUAUGUGCUUCACCUGACACAGUACGAGAUAUUCUACUCGCAGCCGAAGAGCUCGGGAUGAUAUCCAGUGGUGAAUAUGUCUUCUUCAGUAUCGAACUUUUCACUAGCAAAAUUGAAAGUCAAAAGCCAUGGCAUAGACAAGGAGAUUCCAAUGAUACAAAUAAUCGAGCCAAAUACGCGUACGAAGCUCUCCUUACUGUAACAGCGAGGAUUCCAGAUACAGAUGAGUACAAGAACUUCUCGAGGGAAGUCAAACAAAUUGCCAAAACAGAUUAUGAUUAUGAUUAUGGACAAGAAGAGGUAAAUACUUUUGUCACAGCAUUUCAUGAAGCCGUAUUGCUGUAUUCAAUAGCAUUAAAUGAAACUUUAGCUGAUGGCUAUACUGCUGCCAAUGGAACACAUAUUAUCCAGAAAAUGUGGAAUCGAACUUUUGAAGGAAUUACUGGGAAAGUAACCAUUGACGAAAAUGGAGAUAGGGAUGCUGAUUACUCAAUUUUAGACAUGAAUCCAGACACUGGAAUAUUUGAGGUUGUAGCAAAUUAUAUUGGUACGGAAAAGCAAGUAGUCGACGAACCAGGAAAAAAGUUCCACUGGGCUGGAGGAAGAGACUCCCCUCCACCAGAUACUCCUCUCUGUGGCUAUGACAAAGCUAAGUGUCCAGAGAAAGAUCACGGUCAUUUUCACGUGAUGGCGGUGCUUUCUGUCUUAGUUGUAAGCCUUCUUGUUGGUUCUGGUGCAUUGUACAGGUAUUAUCGAAGAGAGGUACAACUUGCGUCAAUGUCCUGGAAGAUCAAAUGGGAAGAAGUAACAGUUUCUUUUAACUCCAAGAGGAAAAGACCUGGAUCACGAAUGAGCCUUACAAGAUUGAGUAUAACUAGCACUGUUUCAGCGGAAACCUUGCCGGUUGGGCACCGAAUAUUCACGAACACAGCAUUUUAUAAGAGUUCUAUUGUAUUUUUGAAGCCUAUCCAUAAAUCCAAAAUUGAAGUCACCCGUCCUUUACUGCUGGAAAUUAAAAUGAUCAAAGACCUCCAAAGCAGCCAUAUCGUUCGAUUCAUAGGCGCCGUGGUGGAACCUCCCAAUUGUUUCCUGGUCACAGAAUAUUGCCCUAGAGGAAGUCUACAGGAUAUUCUGGAAAACGAACAGAUUAAGCUAGAUUGGAUGUUUCGAUAUUCCCUCAUGCAUGAUCUGGUUAAGGGGAUGAUAUAUUUACAUAAUAGCGAUGUUAAAUCACAUGGUAAUUUGAAGUCUUCAAACUGCUUGGUUGACAGCAGAUUUGCUUUGAAGAUAACUGAUUUUGGUUUGCAUAUUUUGAGGGCUUUAGACGAUGAUGAAAUGGAAGACAGUUACAUGUUUUGGAAAAGAAAACUGUGGACAGCGCCGGAGCUCCUACGCAUGCCCAAUCCCCCACCUGAGGGCUCCCAGAAAGGGGAUGUCUACUCCUUUGCCAUCAUUGCCCACGAGAUUGUGAUACGAGAGGGCGUAUUUUAUACAGGGAGCGGAGAAAUUUUGACACCGAAAGAAAUCGUCGAUAACGUUAAAAACUCCCAGAAAGCGCCUUUUAGACCACUUUUAGAAAAUGCUUGUGAUGAGGAAGUAAUCCAUAUGAUAAAAAAAUGCUGGACGGAAGACCCCACGGAAAGACCAGAUUUUCAAGCCCUUAAGUCAAUCAUUCGGCGGUUAAACAAGGACAAUGACAGCGGUAACAUUUUGGAUAACUUACUGUCUCGAAUGGAGCAAUACGCCAAUAAUCUGGAAGCUCUGGUAGAAGAACGGACGGCAGAUUACUUGGAGGAAAAAAGAAAAGCUGAAGAUCUUUUAUAUCAGCUGUUGCCCAAAUCGGUUGCAAGUCAGCUCAUUAGAGGGGAAUCAGUAACAGCUGAGGCUUUCGACGGCGUGACAAUAUAUUUUAGUGAUAUUGUUGGAUUUACAGAAAUGUCUGCUGAGAGUACGCCGAUGGAGGUUGUUGAUCUACUCAAUGAUUUAUAUACAUGUUUUGACUCAAUUAUAGAAAAUUUCGACGUAUAUAAGGUAGAAACAAUAGGUGAUGCCUAUAUGGUAGUUUCGGGUUUACCCGUAAGAAAUAGUAAUCUUCACGCCCGAGAAAUAGCACGGAUGUCUUUAGCCCUCCUAAACACAGUGAAAACUUUUACAAUCAGACACAGGCCACACGAGCAAUUAAAACUUAGAAUAGGGCUUCAUACAGGACCAUGUGCGGCAGGUGUUGUAGGAUUAAAAAUGCCGAGAUACUGCCUUUUUGGCGAUACUGUCAAUACAGCAUCUAGAAUGGAAUCAACAGGCUUACCUUUAAAAAUACAUUUGAGCACGAGAACUAAAGAAGUGCUGGACACUUUUCAUACAUUCCUUUUAGAGUGCAGAGGAGAUAUAGAAAUAAAGGGAAAAGGCAAAAUGACAACAUACUGGCUUAUAGGUGAGCAAGAGAGUCCUCCUCCUCCUCCUACUCCUCCAACACACAUCUCGGACAUUCCAAAAAAAGAUUCCAUUCCAAGCGGUAAACAAAUCCACGAGACGAAAUUGUAGAUGGAAGAAAACUUUACACCUAGUCACAUGUGCACUUGAAAAAUGUAUCACUUCAUCACACGUUGCGAUGGACGCUGGACGUCCGCGUGUCACCAAUUCUUUCCAUCAAGUUUUCGACUGUGUGAAGGAAAGUUUCUUUACACUAAAAAAUACGUAUGGACAUGCUAAUUUCAUGUUGUUACUACAAAUAACAAGUGGUUCGUGGAACAGAGAAACUGGAGCUUAAAUAAGAAAGAUCUCUAAUAUUUUAAGAAAAACAAUCAAAAAAAGCUGAUUACAUUAUGAAGCAAAGUAUGUGUAAAGAUAUAAAUAUUUGAUGUGUACAGAAAAAAUAUGAAAUAUUUCACACAUAUAUGGAAUAAAAUUUCAUUUCACUU